AUGAGCUCGCUGCUAACUCCGUUCAGCCUUGGCUCCAAGCAUGCCCACUUUCAUGUCACCGUAACCAUCCACGAGCUUGCAAAUGUGCCGGUUCUUUCGGGUGAGUUUGCGGUGGCGUGGAAAAUUCAACAUACCGCGGGCAAGCGAGGCAGUCCGCAUGGGACGUUCCAGGAGCAUGUAGAUCCCGGGCGUUCUAAGCUGCACUUGUUGAACACGCAUAGCGGCAAUGAUGUUCCACACACGGAUACCAAUCGCAGCCAAGGAUCGCAGCAUACGCCAGAAACGUCCGGCAACGAGCCGCGGAGCCCACAGGGCAAGGACGAGCCGGAGCAGGCGCGGGCCAGAACAAAUGCGCUAGUCGACCACGCACUACACGGCGAGCCUUCGGUUGAGAGUCUGCAGGAUAGUGGCUCCGAACCGCAAUGGAACAGGCUGCGCCAGCUCCGCGAAGGCAAGGAGCUGCGCCGCACGCGCACUCGCAGCGGGAGCAACGCAACUCGAUCCAUGCCGCACAUUGUUGCACACGCAGAGCGAAAAGGCCAAACAGAGUUUGAGCGCGUCUACCAAAACACGGUCAAAUUUGAGCGCAAGAUUGAGACUGUUGUUCGCAUCGCCGUCGGCAAAUCGGAUGUGGAGCCAGACCGCGAAGAGAGUGACAGUUCGCGCGGCCCACGCUCACCGCAACUGCAACAUGAUCCGGUGCAGCUCGGGAUGCUGCACGAGUCGCUGAUGCGGGUCAGAGUCAUCCAAGCGCUGCCGAAGGAAGUGCACGGAUUGGAGCACCACCACCACAACCACGACACGGUGAACAGUAUGGGCUACGUCCAUCUGGACCUGGCCCAAUACGCUCCGCGCAUGUGGUCUUCCAACGCGCAAAACUCGCAUAGGAGACUCGAAAUGCGGCAGUACCUCUUGUGCGAUAGCACGACCAACGCAUUGUUGCGCGUCUCUGUGGACAUGCGGUACUUGUACGGGCCGCAAAUGUACCGAGUUCCUCACAUUUCCGGCGGUAUUUUAGACCUUGCCGGCCUUACGUUUCAAAAUAACGACAAGGAAAAGGCCGCGAGUAACGACGCGACCAAGCCCCGCGACCAGAAUGGGAGCACGAGAGAAGACGGUUUGAAUGUGACGCACUCGAGCUUCGAGUGGCACUACAAGCUUCCUCUCUCGGAUCUGUUCUGCAUGACUGCCGUUGCACCAGAGCAUUUGCAAGACGCCUCGAAGGCGUCGAUACCGACGAUGCCGCACCACGGAUCCAAGGAUGGCAACAAUGUUCCAUACUGCGAUAUGAAUACGCAGCGCAUGGUCGACAACCUUUUCCAGGGCAUCCACGCUCCCAGCUCGGACAACGCUGACCAGGAGACACGCAGCAUUUCGUCGGACAUGAGCUCCGAUACACAGGCGUUCCGUUCUAUGAUGGCACGCUUGCGAUGGGACAAACUCAUUCACUCUGUGUCGCAGGCAACGCACGGCGCAGCGCAUCCGCACGUCGUCAAUCCACUCCGCCAGCUGACGCAUUCGAGCAACAGCUCGCAGCGCAACGGAGGUGGCAGUUCAUCACAUCCAUCCAGCGGUACACGCUCUCCUAUAGCUUCGACGAAGCAAGCGCACGCACGCACAUAG
Molecule: messenger RNA, 1623 nt
Organism: Malassezia vespertilionis
Lineage: Eukaryota; Fungi; Basidiomycota; Malasseziomycetes; Malasseziales; Malasseziaceae
Exons: 1
Coding region: 1-1623 (540 amino acids)
Source: RefSeq, a predicted model, not a curated record